AUGGUUCAGUUUUCCCCACGCCCCGGGAAACCGCCAACCCGACCUCCACCAUCAGGGAAGUCGGUACAAACUAAAAAAGACACCGUUAAUGAAAUUUGCACGACUAUAAAAAGGUACGCGCAAAAAUAUCUAUCACAGAAAGAAAUUAAUUACGACACUUGCGAAAAAACGUUCAAAGACGUCUCAAACCAAUGGAAAAUAGAUCACUCAGAGUUUCAGAGUUGGAAAGAUUUUUUGGAGCAGGUUGAAAAAAGUAGUGUAGAUAGAAAAAUAAAAACCAGUGAACCUUUUAAAGACCUAAUAAACAUCUGUGAAAGAUCUAAGGAGUUUGAGGUGAUGAUCCCUGUGAUAAGAGAACGUAUAGUGACGUGUGUAAAAGAACAUGUUUACAAAUACUGCCAUAGUUUCGCCGAGGAAACGGGUGGAGUUGACGCAAGAGUAGUUGUUGAUUACGAACAGCAGAUCCGGAACUAUAAGAAAGAUAUUGAGAAAAUGAUUGAUGCAAUUAACGCAGAUAUUCUUAGAUACAGUGAUGUAAAAUCCUCUUUUGAGAAGUUCGUUAAAGAAGGUAAAAACAUAGCUAAACUCAUGGAAAGUAUAUGUGUUCAAAUUGUUGAGAUUGCUUUAGAGGUGAAGAAAUGGAUAAGUGACGAUGCUGUAUACCCUGAUAAACUUCAGCAAGAGAUUUUGUUCAACAAUGGAUAUAAAGAAACGUUACAAGAGGAUGUGAAUAAAUUGCACGAAAGACGAAAAUCAUUGGAGCGAAGUUUAGAGCGGAGAGGCAAACUAAACCGGAAACUUGAAAAGGACUAUCACUUCCAUAGAAAGGAGAAGAAGAAAAGGAAACAUAGUAUUCAUACACUGCAGAUGAAAAUCGAGAAACUUGAAUUUCAGAUUGCCCAAAAAUCAGAAAGCGUCGAAGGGACAAAGACGGCUCUGUCAACUAGACGCACGCUUUCGCCGAGACAAGAGGAAGAAAUGCAUAUGAAACUUGCCAGACAUUUGAAAGAAAUGAAAAGAAUUGAAGAGUGGUUAGAUGUUGCUAAGCGACAAAAAGCCAGAAAUGAAAAAGAAUUGAAAGAGAUUUCUGACCGAACUUAUGAACUCAAAGUGGAAUUAGUGACCAACCGGCACGAGGCGGAAGAGAUGGCCAAUAGUCUAGAGGGUAUGAAUAUUGAACUUAAAGGAAUGCAUGAACGCUUAGAAAGCCUCGAUAGGAAAACGGCCGUGAUGAAACACAUCCGGGUACUGAAAAUGUCGCCGGAGACUUUACGGAAGUUAUACCGAAGACGGCGGGAAUUUUAUCAACAAGGCCAACUCAUGGAAGCGUGUCAGUACGUCGCCCAGGAAAUAGCCAGCGAGUGGAAAAGACUAUACGAGGUUUUGCCAUUUGAACCGCGGAGAGAUCCGGAAAAAUUGUUCCAUGAUAUAGAACUUAUUGACAUCAUCAGUGCCAGACGAGAUAAAACAUACGAGGAGCAGGCGUUAAAAAGUUUGGAAAAAUGGCGGACAUUUAGCAGACGACAUGCAGACGUCGCGCAACUUAUUAGGGGGUUACGGAAAUUAAAUAAGGAAGAACUAGCGGACAAUGUUGAAAAUAGAUUCUCUAUGGAAAGUGUAUAUGGUUAAUCAUUUGCAAUAUUAUAAAAUAAUAAAAUAACAGUAUA
Messenger RNA from Ruditapes philippinarum (Manila clam), 1667 nucleotides. Its product is annotated as coiled-coil domain-containing protein 18-like. The transcript has 3 exons. Gene Ontology annotation, molecular function: protein binding. Gene Ontology annotation, biological process: signal transduction. NCBI's taxonomy places the organism in Eukaryota, Metazoa, Mollusca, Bivalvia, Venerida, Veneridae. The coding region runs from base 1 to 1629 and encodes 542 amino acids. The record is from RefSeq and is a predicted model, not a curated record.